AGCUAGCUGUGACACACACCACUUAACAAGAAAGUGACUUGAACAGAAUUUAGAAUAAGGACAGUUCUCUAGCGUUUCUUUUAAAGAACUGGAUUCGAAUUGUACGAGGAUUUGGGAAAGUUCACUUUUUGAGGAUUUUCUAAACAAUGCGAGUUUAACUUUCAAAAAUGAACGCCACUACGACCGUAAAGUCAGUGCAACCCUUCGAAGUCGAGAAGAACUGUUAUUUCAUCGAAGUUAACCUCGAUUUGCCUUUUUACGUGUAUUUCACGAACACAGCAACUUCCGUUGUAAACGGGGUUUCAUCUGUUGUAGCGGUAACAGCAAACGCCUUAGUGCUCGUUGUUAUAUGGAGAAGCCAUGCUCUGCACACGGCUGCUAACGUUUUAUUAGGCUGUUUGGCCUUCUCUGAUGUAAUGGUUGGUUUGGUUUCUCAACCUGCAUACAUUGUCUCCAGAGUUAGUGAAAACCACGGUGACUUCCAACGUCUUUGCAUUUCGCACCUGGUUGCAGAGAUAACAGGCUGGGCAGCUUCUGGAGUGUCGUUUCUCACUUUGACAGCUAUUGGUGUAGAGAAGUAUAUUUCACUGUUUCGACCUUUGAGAUAUCACACGUUCGUUACGACUAAGAAGAUGCUUACUUUAGUCCUGUGCUUUUGGAUAUACCUUAUUUUGAACCAAGCCGCGCGCUUUUGGUUUCUCGAUAGCAAGUCAGCUGCCUGUUUGGUCGUUGUUGUGAUUGUUUCUUGCCUUAGCGUCAGUUUUUGGUCUUACUGGAAGAUCUACACUAUUGCAUCUCGACAUCAAAACUCUGUUCGAGACAUCGCGCUUGUAACCGCGCGCUUGCAUGGCAGAGAGGUCUCAAAAUCUGUGCUACGCGAGAGGAAGGCUGCAAAUGCCAUGCUCGGAGUAUUUUUGCUGUUUCUGUUUUGUUAUUGUCCCAUGGUGUUCUGUUCGGUAGCGUUUCAAGUCACAGGGUUUACAACGUCUAUUAAAGUUGCAUUUAACGUAUCCGGGACAUUAUCAUUUGUGAACAGCUCUUUAAACCCACUCUGGUAUUGCUGGCGUAUUGGGGAAAUACGGCGCGAAAUACGGAAGUUAUUUCUUAAAAGCACAGUUGAUGGUAUAUCGACUACUGGGACGGCUACCAGAGCCAGCUUUGUGUGUAGGAAUGACGGUCUUGAUUUGAUCAACUCCGAGGUAUUCACAAAAGAAAAUAGUGUAGCUCCCGUCGGGAUUUGAGUAAGUCAAGCUCAGUUUAGCAUUCCCUAAAGGCAGAAAUUAAAUAUAGGUGUUUCCUUUGUGUGUUACUAGGUUACACAAGUCAACAUGAUGUUAGCUGAUAUGACAUGGUACUUGAUGGUGUGGCAGGUCCAAAGAGAUGUGAAAAAUGGCAAAAUUAACAUUUUGCCAAUCCCAGAAUUUCUCAAAUAACAUUGUAUGUUUAGGGACGUCAGUUUUCGUUAUAUUUCUAGUGUGGGCCUUUUAAAAUAGCAAAUGUUUUCACGGGAAUUUGCAAUUCCGGUUUGUAAUAACAAAAGAGAGCCUUUCCUUUUUCUUGAUUGAAGAAACUCUUAAAAUGACAAGAUGAAAUUGCAAAGUGAAAUGAAACCAAUGGAAAAUUGAUUGAAAUAUGAUUGAAGUUACUUAUCCGAACAUCAGAAAGCUGUGUUCUGGUGUGAUACGUUGCCUUUAUUUAUUCACUAUAUGUAUGAAAGCUGAAAGCUUGUGGCGUCGUGUACAAUACAUUACUUCUAGAUAUGAAGUGGUGAUUUCUGGGAGAAAGACGAUGCAAUUCCUACACACAUUUCGAAUCGUAUUAUUUUUGGGAGAAAGACGAGCAAUUUAAUUUGUCCCCGCAGCUAUGCCGAGUUGUGAAGUGUCCAGCCAGCUAUUUUUCACAGGAGAUUUAACUUCUCUCCGCGUGCAAAGUUGUGACGUUCGAUCAAUAUAUAUAAGAUCACCAUUUUAGCCACGGCAGUUGUACUUUAAGUCAAUUCAAUCAUCAGCAUGUUGACCUCUUGCUGUGUUAAACUUUGAAACCAACUUAUAACAUCUCAGGAAAGCACCCCACAUCCCAGGGUAGAUAAUUAUCAGCCGAGACAACAUUGCGAGCUUCAAAGAUCGCCAACCUGUUCCCUCCCCACGGGUUAAGCACCAGCCUUUCUCCAAAACGUCUCAAGAAGAAAACACUUUGUCGCAACCAACAAAGUUUAAGCCGCUUCCGGCAGUACUACGCUCGACAGAGAGUAGUGGUCUGGAGCAGAACACUGAGAGCCAAAAACACCUGCAGAAAUUAAGAGGUCCAGGCAACAGGGAAAGAAACUUCAAAGUCCAAUUUUAUCAUUCCGCAGGACUUAAGCACACUGAGAGCCCCUGAGGUUUUCGAGUGCCUAAGGGGUCCUAACAUGUAACAGUUAGAGAAGAUUUUCAGCGAGCAUCAGGUUCAUGGCGGCACGCUCGUGUGUUUGGAUGAACAAGCUCUGGAGUCGUUUGGAAUGGAUUGUUCUAAUUUCAUCGUAUAAAAUUCUUAAAGUGAUCGCUGACUGGAGGCCACAGCUGUGGAAACUAGCCGUCACACACAUCUCUAGAACGUAGAUCUAGAAUCUUUUAAACAAUGCAUGGGUACAGCGCGUUUUCCACUAGCAUGAAAGAUCUUUGUUGCUCUAUUGAUAGUGAUUGGUUACUCGAUGUGAAUCGCACUGUAGCACACUGGACUUCCUCUUACUAUGUUAAGAAGGAAUACGUUGUUGAUCAUUGUCGUGCUGUAAGGGCGUACCAGAUACCCUGUAAAAGAUAUGAUGUUGUGCAAAAGUUAACAUCUUUGUAGAAAUGAGUUUAUCGAAGGUUAUGAGAGAAAGCGUGGAAGUGUGAUUAGAGAGCUGCAGUUGGAAUCCGGUGGAACGGAUUUGAGUGUUCCAUGCCUGAUUUUGUUGUGGGUAGAGACGAGUUCAAGUCCCAGACCAACCAACUGGUACGCCUCGUGCUACUUGGAAUUUUUGAUCAUGAACAUUGAUUUGAGUCUGAUUAUGUUCAAUUGCAAUAUUUGUUGCGGUUUGUUUGCAUUUCUAAACUUUGACUAAAAAUAAAAUAUUGUCAAUAUUGAUUUCUUAUCUCUGGUCACAGCCGUACGUGCCACUUAGGCAGGGCUGAAGAGGAUCAUGUCAUGCCAAUAUUAAUUUCUAAUUGACAUCAUGAUCACAUGCCUAUACAUGCAUUUCUAAAUAAUGUUCCAGUAUAUUCAAAAUCGUCCAGAAACAGCAUUUGCAACCCAAGAGAUAUUCGAUCUGAUAUAGACGAUCGACUUUCAUAAGAUUCAGCUGGUGCUGAUGAAUCUUUCCAGCGCACUCAUGUAUAGGAUGCGGUACUCAUUAUGGUAUUGGGAUGUUUUGUCUGACUGAGGCAGGAGAGCAACAAAUCGAUUGGGUCCCUGAAACGGACUGAGCAACUUUGGAAAGCCAUACCAUUUGCUAAACUCCCAUGUCAAAAUUGACAAUGGAGAUGCCAAAAAUAUGGCAGAUAAGUCUAUCAAGAUAACCAUUUUUACAAUUUAGGAAACAUUGUAAAAUAAAUGCAUGUAAAUACGCUAAAGUAAUUUAUAUUUCCCUGUUGUUUGAAUUAUGGAAAAUGUACAAAUAUUUCAAAUAAAAUCAAAUUAUAUCUUAAAUCUAAAA
This is a messenger RNA of Orbicella faveolata, 3673 nucleotides long. RefSeq names its product melanocyte-stimulating hormone receptor-like. NCBI's taxonomy places the organism in Eukaryota, Metazoa, Cnidaria, Anthozoa, Scleractinia, Merulinidae. Gene Ontology annotation, molecular function: G protein-coupled receptor activity. Gene Ontology annotation, cellular component: membrane. Gene Ontology annotation, biological process: G protein-coupled receptor signaling pathway. The record is from RefSeq and is a predicted model, not a curated record.